Molecule: messenger RNA, 2361 nt
Organism: Aspergillus mulundensis
Lineage: Eukaryota; Fungi; Ascomycota; Eurotiomycetes; Eurotiales; Aspergillaceae
Product: transcription factor domain-containing protein
Exons: 2
Coding region: 1-2361 (786 amino acids)
Biological process (GO): DNA-templated transcription
Molecular function (GO): DNA binding; zinc ion binding
Source: RefSeq, a predicted model, not a curated record
AUGUUGAACGCCAAGCGCAAGCAAUCCGAAGCCGGGUUUCCCGAUGACGGUCCAGCUAGGAGGAGGAGCAGCAACGUCCUAGGAUACAAUGCUCAAACGCCAUGGCUACACGAAGAUCAUAGCUCCAGAUUCUCUGCGGCGCGAAGGUCGAUAGGGACUCGGGGUCACGCGGAUUCUUUACCCCUCGCUAACAUGGUAUCGACUGUGCAAGACUUGAUCGAUCCCGACUUUGACCCGCUGAUUGCAAUAUUGGACGAAGAACCGCGUUUCCUGAAACCACUGCCGUCGCGGAUAUCAGCGGAGGAUCUGGAGUUCCUGCGCUUUCGAGGGGCACUGGCGAUCCCCGAGAGCGGGUUACGGACCGAGCUCCUACGCUGCUAUAUCAAAUGGGUUCAUAGCUUCUUGCCAGUGCUGAACUUGCAGGAGUUUCUACGAUGCGUUGCCGUCAAUGAUCCGGAAGGGGACAUUAGUCUUUUGCUAUUCCAGGCCGUGAUGUUUGUGGCAACCGCUUUUGUGGACUUGAAGCACCUUCAGGCAGCUGGCUAUGCUACAAGGAAGAUUGCGCGCAAUGCUUUCUACACACGAUUGCGGUUGCUCUACUCACUUGACUGCGAAGAAGACCGAAUAGUCAUCGUGCAGACUCUCCUCCUUAUGACCUAUUGGUCCGACCACAUGAACAACCCGCAGCGAGACAUAUGGGAUUGGAUUGGAAUAUGCAGCACCAAUGCGCACUCGAUCGGAUUAAACAGAGACCCGUCUUCUUCUGACAUGGACAUACGAACGAAGCGGCUGAGGACAAGGCUAUGGUGGUGCCUGUUUUCGCGCGAUCGACUCAUUGCCAUGGGCUUGCGGCGUCCGACGCAAGUCAACGAAGGGUCGAGCAAUCUUCCGAUGCUGAAGCUGGACGACUUUGACCCUGAGCCAUUCCAUCCUGCAGUAAUUGAGCAGUUCCACUGCCGGCAGCUGGAGGAUGCUUCUCAUCAGAAACGUCUCGCGACUAUGUUCAUCGAAAAGGCAAAACUAUGCCAGUGCAUUGGAAGGGUACUAUUCGCUCAAUAUACGCCGUCCCAGUACCAGUUCGGUCUGACAACCCGAACAACCAUUAACCUUGUUCCGAGACAUGCUUCGGAGUCAGAGCUCGCUCGAUGCAGUCAACGACUCGAGUCAUGGCUCGCUUCAUUACCCAGAGAUGCACAGUUCAUACCCGCGUCAAAGACAAACUUCAACGACGGGGAAGACGUAUUACUUCUCCACGGCGCCAUGAUCCGUAUGCUAUACCACGCCACCGUGAGCGCCCUCCAUCGCCCCUGGGCUUACGGGUCCACAAAAGAUCAGACAAAAUCUCGCCUAGAACUAGCAAACGCAGCACGAACAAAGAUGCAAGACGCCGCCAUCGGAAUCACUCAAAUCAUCCAAGGUCUCAACCAACUCAAUCUCACCCGGUAUCUCCCUCAAUCCGGCGUAACGGUCAUUCUCCCCGCCGCCGUAGCCCAUCUCGCCAACUCAAUGUCCAACGACCCUACCCUCCGCGAAAACAGCAUCUCCAACUUCCAGCGCUGCAUCCAGGUCCUGCAAGGUCUAAAGGAGAUAUACCCCGCUGCGGACAUGGAGGUCGCUAACAUCGAAGCCGCCGUCAAAGCGCAAUCCAGCACAAGCGCCCUGUUGCGAAUCAUGCAGUUCAACGGAUCACCCCCGGCUCAGCCAGAGCCACCGCGUAAAACAAGCUUGGUCUCCAACCCAGCACAGAUACCGUCGCCGUUGGACGAAUCAAACCAUUGGACGCCGCCGGCUGAGGAACAUGACACUGCCCAUCCUAUUCUCCACCAACUCGGCCACGCAUCACCGACGAACAACGCACAAGAAACCCAAACCCAGCCCCCGCGUCAAGACCAACCAACACCACCAACUGACUUCCCCGACCCCCUCAAUACCUCCCCAACCACAACAACAGUUCACCAAGCACCCCAAGUCAACCCACCCACAUCCUCGAUCUUCACCGACCUCCUAGACUUCGACUUCGACACCUACGCUUCAACAAUCACACCCGCACUCCCAGACCCCAAAGCAGGACCCGACCUCGACCUCGACUGGACAAGCGAGCUGCUCCGAUGGGCAGACGCGAAUCCAGAGUAUUAUUCUAGCUCGAGUACGAAUGUCAAUGAGCCGAGAGAUAUCUUUUCGUUUCCGAUGGGGCCGGGGUCGGGGCCGGGGACGAGUCCGGGGCUUGGUGCUGGGCUUGGGGGUCAGGGCGGGAAUGGGCAGAGGCAGGGGCAGGGGCGUGCACAUGGGAGCUUGAGUAGUGGGAUUACCGGGGAUUUAGAUCGGGAUUUGGGGUUUAUGGAGGGGGAUGAGAUGUUCUAG